This is a messenger RNA of Trematomus bernacchii (emerald rockcod), 711 nucleotides long. Its product is annotated as phosphatidylethanolamine-binding protein 4. The record is from RefSeq and is a predicted model, not a curated record. NCBI's taxonomy places the organism in Eukaryota, Metazoa, Chordata, Actinopteri, Perciformes, Nototheniidae.
UUACAGUACUACGGCUUCCACAUGAUGAAUCUGUGUCAUAUGAAACUUGUGCAGCCUCACAGACGCAGCUGCGCAUGAACCAGAGGAAGACACCUGCAGAAAACACAAGUGGACAACUCCUGAGAAAUGGCUGUGCCGGCGCCGUUUCUGCUUUUCUGCGCCUCUGUUUUGGGGUUUUACCACAUGGGAGCAACACCUGACACCCUAAGCUCUCUGGAUUCUUCUUUCUGUCAUGGUGGAUUAGAGGUCAUCUAUCCACAACUGCAGAUUGACAAUUGCCUGGUAAUUCCAAAGGACCUGAGAGAAAAAGUUGGCACAGUUUGGAAAGCGCUGAUUUACUUCCCUGGAGUACACAAGAAGAAGAGUUCUUUUCUGGUGAUGGUUGAUCCUGAUGCUCCAAGCCGCACCAAACCAACCUCUGCUCCCUGGACACACUGGCUGCUCGUGGACGUAAAGGGCAGUGCACUCAGGGAAGGACAGACACAGACCCUUCAUUAUGCAGACUCUCAUCCUCCGACCCCGCCUCAGAAAUCUGGCUAUCACCGCUACCAGUUCCUGUUGUUUGAGCAGCUUCCAGACGCACCGGUGUCACUCAGCGAGGGGGAGAAGUCAUCCCGCGGUAAAUGGGAUCUUCAGGCCUUCAUCACAAGGUUUGACCUGGGAGAGCCUGUGGCCACUCUGCCAUUGCUCACCCAAAACUACAAAGACUGA